AUGAGCGCAUGGUCUCGUGCGAUUAGAUCUCUGAAAAUGAAGUUGCUCUACCCCACCUCACUGAAGCUUGAUACCCAGAGUCUUGAAGGGUUUUCUGUUGCGCUCCACCCAUACGAUGUCAAGAAGCCGUUGCCCGAGGAGCUUAUCGACGCAGAGAUUUUGGUUACGUGGACAAACACCGCAGAUAACCUCAAGGAUGCUGCCAGUCGUAUGAAGAAUCUUCGAUGGAUCCAGUCGCUCGCUGCCGGCCCGAAUGAUGUUAUCAAUGCCGGAUUCGAUACAUCCAAGAUACCUCUCACCACCGGAUCCGGUCUACAUGAUCACACAGUCGCAGAGCACAGUCUUGGCCUUCUCCUCAAUGCUGCCCGUCGCUUCUAUGAAAUGCGCGACUAUCAACUGCAGAACAAGUGGCCUGCUCACCUAGGUGGACCACAACCGGAUCGUCCAGCAGGAGCGUUCACAACUCUUCGCGACGCAAAGGUGCUCAUAUGGGGCUUUGGCAACAUUGCGAAGGCCCUUACCCCUCACCUAGUCGGUCUAGGUGCUAAGGUGCAAGGCGUUGCCCGGCAUUCUGGGGUCCGCAACGGCAUCGAGGUGUUCAGCGAGGACAAACUUCCCGAGCUGCUACCACAGACUGACGCACUGGUGAUGAUCCUUCCUGGGUCCGACUCAACCCGCAACGCACUCAACACAGAGCGGCUGAAGCUUUUACCGAAACACGCGUGGGUCAUCAACGUCGGACGUGGCACGUCCAUCGAUGAAGAUGCUUUGGCCGACGCUCUAGAGGCUGGAGAAAUUGGUGGUGCGGCUCUCGAUGUGUUUGUUACGGAACCACUUCCUGAGUCGAGUCGGCUAUGGAAAGCGCCAAACUUAGUUCUCUCUCCGCAUGCGGCUGGUGGCAGACCACAAGGGGCUGAAGGCCUGAUUGCUGAUAAUCUGAGGAGGUUUUUGGCGGGUCAAGAUCUCAAGAAUGUCAUAUAA
Phaeoacremonium minimum UCRPA7 is the source of this 981-nucleotide messenger RNA. Its product is annotated as putative glyoxylate reductase protein. The record is from RefSeq and is a predicted model, not a curated record. The coding region runs from base 1 to 981 and encodes 326 amino acids. Lineage: Eukaryota; Fungi; Ascomycota; Sordariomycetes; Togniniales; Togniniaceae. The transcript has a single exon. Gene Ontology annotation, molecular function: NAD binding.